GGAUCCCUAACCCGUGACGUCACAUUCGGGCGACACUCAUCUUUGUCAGUGAACAAAAUGGCGUCUUACUGUUUGACUGUCGCUAAGCUGCGGCUUGCCCUUGGAACCGGUGCGAGGCGAUUUCACGUCUCUGCAGCCUUCAGCGCCAGAGCCAAGGUGUCCAUGAGCCGCUUUGAACCGGGCUCCAGCAUUAACUAUGAGAGGAUGCACGAGAACAUCACCACUGUACGCAGGAGGCUCAACAGGCCUCUCACUCUGUCGGAGAAGAUCGUGUACGGUCACCUGGACGAUCCUGCGGGGCAGGAGAUUGACCGCGGCCGCACAUAUCUGCGCCUGCGUCCAGACCGCGUGGCAAUGCAGGAUGCUACUGCUCAAAUGGCAAUGCUUCAGUUCAUCAGCAGCGGUCUGCCAAAGGUGGCUGUUCCCUCAACCAUCCACUGUGAUCACCUAAUCGAAGCUCAGAUCGGAGGGCCUGAGGACCUGCAGAGGGCUAAGGAAGUGAACCAGGAGGUGUACAACUUCCUUGCAACUGCUGCAGCCAAAUAUGGAGUCGGCUUCUGGAAACCAGGCUCAGGGAUCAUCCAUCAGAUCAUCUUGGAGAACUAUGCCUAUCCUGGAGUGAUGCUGAUUGGCACGGACUCCCACACUCCCAACGGUGGUGGUCUGGGUGCCAUAUGUAUUGGAGUGGGUGGAGCUGAUGCCGUGGAUGUCAUGGCUGGAAUCCCUUGGGAGCUCAAGUGUCCCAAAGUGAUCGGAGUGAAGCUGACGGGAGCCCUCUCUGGAUGGACAUCUCCGAAGGACGUCAUUCUGAAGGUGGCUGGCAUCCUGACUGUGAAGGGCGGCACUGGAGCCAUCGUUGAGUAUCACGGUCCUGGAGUUGACUCAAUCUCCUGCACUGGAAUGGCCACCAUCUGUAACAUGGGUGCUGAAAUCGGGGCCACCACAUCUGUUUUCCCGUACAACCACCGCAUGAGGACAUACAUGGAGAAAACCGGCCGUGGAGAGAUCGCCUCUGUGGCUGAUCAGUUCCAAGACGACUUGGUCCCAGAUAAGGGCUGUGAAUACGACCAGGUCAUUGAGAUUAACCUGAGUGAGUUGAAGCCCCACAUCAACGGACCCUUCACUCCUGACCUGGCCCACCCUGUGUCUGAGAUCGGGGCCAUAGCCAAGAAGAGCGGCUGGCCCCUGGAGGUUAAAGUUGGUCUGAUUGGCAGCUGCACCAACUCCAGUUACGAGGACAUGGGCAGAGCGGCCUCUCUGGCUAAGCAGGCUCUGGAUAAAGGUCUGAAGUGCAAGGCUCAGUUCACAGUCACCCCUGGUUCUGAACAGAUCCGUGCCACUAUCGAGAGGGACGGUUAUGCCAAGAUCCUGAAUGAUGUUGGCGGAAUCGUACUCGCCAAUGCUUGUGGACCCUGCAUUGGACAGUGGGACAGGAAGGACGUGAAAAAAGGCGAGAAGAAUACUAUCGUCACGUCCUUCAACAGGAACUUCACCGCCAGGAAUGAUGCUAACCCAGCUACUCACGCUUUUGUCACUUCUCCUGAGAUUGUCACUGCUAUGGCCCUCGCUGGGACCCUCGACUUCAACCCAGAGACUGACUUUUUAACCGCUCCUAAUGGAGAGAAAUUCAAGCUGGAACCUCCCACUGGUGACGAGCUCCCCUCCAGAGACUUCGACCCGGGCCAGGACACCUACCAGCACCCCCCAGCUGAGAGCAGCUCCGUCAGGGUGGACGUGAGCCCCUCCAGCAACCGUCUGCAGCUUCUGGAGCCCUUUGACAGUUGGCAUAGAAAAGACCUGGAGGACAUGAGGGUCCUCAUCAAGGUGAAGGGAAAGUGCACCACUGACCACAUCAGUGCUGCCGGGCCCUGGCUGAAAUUCCGUGGUCACCUGGACAACAUUUCUAACAAUCUGCUGAUCGGUGCCGUCAACAUUGAGAACGAUGCCGUCAACAAGGUCAAGAACCAACUGACAGGAGAGUACGGAGGUGUGCCGGAUGUGGCCCGCCACUACAAGGCCAAUGGAGUGAACUGGGUUGUGGUUGGAGACGAGAACUAUGGAGAAGGCUCCAGCAGGGAGCAUGCUGCCCUGGAGCCACGGCACCUGGGAGGACGCGCCAUCAUCGUCAAGAGCUUUGCCAGAAUCCACGAGACUAACCUGAAGAAGCAGGGCCUGCUUCCUCUGACCUUUGCCGACCCCCAUGACUAUGACAAAAUUCGCCCCAAUGACAAGAUUUCAAUCAAUGGCCUCAAAUCCUUAGCCCCCGGCAAGCCCCUGACAGCAGUGAUCAAGCACUGCGAUGGCAGCCAGGAGUCCAUCUCUCUAAACCACACCUUCAAUGAGACACAGAUUGAGUGGUUCCAGGCCGGCUCCGCCCUCAACAGGAUGAAGGAGCUUAUGUAGUCGUUGGCGAGGAGGAAGACGGGGCCUGAAGGGGCCUUUGAGUGGGUUGAGAAGGGGAGAAACAUGGGCCUAGAGAGGGGCUUUGCAAAGAGCGAGAGAUAAUUUUAACAGUAGAUGGUAACCAGGCUCGAUUUGGGGACAGCUGCAGUCAAGAACACACAAACACCCCCACACACAUACAUGAGGUCGCUGUACAGAUGAAAAGCGCACACAGACAUACACACAAACACAUACAUGCACAGACAGAAUUACUGUGAAAGAAAUUCCAUUCGACAGGCAGACUUACAUAAAGCUCUCAAACAAGUGCACACAACUGUACAGAUUAGCAGUGCGCAUCAUUCACUCAAGCAGCACAAUUUAAAAUAAGAUUUGUGAAAGCUUAUUUGUUCAUUUAGCUUUAAGGUGAACACUUCAUACACACAUGCUCAUCUUUUCUCCAUUGAACAAUGUGGUACUUUCCCCUUCUUUUGACACAUUGGUAUCACUACUCUUUUUCAUUGAAAGGCGGAAGUUGUUUCCAAGUAUAACUCUGCAGAAACCGUCUUGUUUGAAACAUUAACAUAAAAAGCGUCAUUACCGGCAGUACUGUAAAACAUAUAUGAUGACCGUAUCUAACUAACCUGACUCACAGUAUAUUAUUCAAAAAGUUGGUUAAGCAGCUAAAAGCUUCACACUUUAAUAUAUUUAACUCCUCACCUCUUAAAUAUGGUACCAUCCAAACAGCUCAAUAAGCUAACUGAGUUGUUUAACUCAAAUGUACAUUUCCCUUAUUGUCUCCAGCCCUGUCACCUGAAGUACAUCCUGCUGACCUAAUGGUGAUGAACUUCAGGUUAUUUUAUUGCUUUUCGAUUCAAUAAUUGUGUUUCUCAGUUAUUGUUGAAUCAAUCCAAAGUGUUGAACACAUUACCAGGCUCACUUAUUUACCCUGCUUUCACUCUGUCUUUCGUGUUCAUGCUGCCUUAGUUGCGCUUCUCAUUUCCAUCAGCCAACAUGCAACUCCCCUGAUGCUCUUCUCAUGCUCGCUUCCUUGUCCCUUUAGUCUUUUUUGCUUGAUGUAACACCCCCGUUGUGUGAAAACAUUUCUUCAGGGCCAUCUCUCUUUGACUAUGGCGAAAAAACAGAGCACGUGCCGCUGUUGUGUUCGCACUAUUCUUUGACAUUUUCUUUCUGUCAAUCUGUUGUUUGUCUUUCGUGUUUGUGUGUGUGUGUGUGUGUAUGUGUGUGUGUGUUAGACGCAUGAUUGUUUUAAUCAGGUUAACAUCGGUCUGUGUGUUUGCCUCUCCCGCUUUGCUCCUGCUGCCUCUCUUAUUGUAUUCACCAGGCCGGCUCAUGCUGUCCAAACCACAACCUGAUGUUUGGUUACAUACUCUGUAAUCAGGUUUCUGUUGCAAGACGGUAAAGAUGCAUGGGCAAGAUUUUAAUGUAAAUUCGGGUGUAUAGACACGAGGAAUCCUUAGUGCCCAUUGCAUAAAAGAAAAGCAACCACUGUGUAAUAAAAGCUGCUUCUAUACAACCACGGUCACGCCAUGUCCAGAGAAACCUCCACACUUGUGUAGUAGAUAUUCAAUCUUCUGUAGAGCUUCACAAAUCAGUUGGUCAUCAGACGUUGUGUGGACGUUGUGUUAUGUUGUCGUGGUUUUCUCUUUUUAAUUCCCAGUUCCCAGUGAAUCUUUUUUUUUCCAGGUUGAGGUUUGGUCCUCCACUGCACGGGAAGGCCUGCAGUCUUCUUACUCAAACUAACGCACAAUCUAGUGUCCAGUUGCCUGAACACUUUGUAGCACUUUGUAGAGUUAGCAAUGUCGUUUUUAGAUGUGCUUCGCUCUUCGUCGUUUUUUCCCUCAUUUCCAAUUUUCCUCUUCAGUGUACAUCUGUUUUGUGUUAGUCUAUGGAACUGAAAUACAACUAGUGACAUUCAUUAUUAUAAGUUUUGAGACGACAGAUAGACAUAGAUUUGUGUUCAUUCUUAUAUAUAAACCAGAGUCUUUCCAUUAUGUAUACCUAAUAUGCACCACUGAAGUGUGAUUAUAUUUUUUUGUGGGAUUAGGGAUAUUUGAGGUCGUUGCUUCUAUGAUUUAUGUGAGAUUGCCGCUGGUCCUGAGUGUUUAGUUGUCCUCAUGAAAGUCUAACUCUGUCACUUUUUUAAUCUGCUGUUGCAGAUAAAGUUCCUGAAGUAAAUCCUUAUGUACUAAAAAGUCACUAAGUUUGUGAUAUAUAGCUGCACUUCGUAUAGGGAUGUGAUUGUGUACAUAAUGAAGCGUUACUAACAAAGAGAAAGAGAGCAAGUAACAUGCUGUAUGCUGCCUCUGUUUAUAUAAAUAUAUAUACAAAUACUGUAUAUAAUAUUAUAGAGUCCCUCUGUUAAACCUAAUGGUUUCACAGAUCGGAUGACGUGGAUUGUGGGUUGAAUGAUUGUACAAAUAUUGGAUUGUAGCUGCUGGUUGCCGCUGGGCUUUGACAGUGGAAAGGGACUAAUAGUUAUUUUUCUGAAGGUGAAAAGGACUUUAAGGACCUUUAAGACAUAUGUGACUGCUCCUAAAGUUAGCUGUUUAUAUACUCAACUGCCCACCACUUUGAGAACCAUCGUAAAACCUGUUUAACGUCCUCACUGAGCUCAUAUUGUUGAUGGUUACACACUCCUAAUCAGUGUAUUUACAUGCCAAAGAUGCCAAAUAAGAUUGUUAAGGAAUAAUGGUAACCCAGGUUUUGUGUUAAAAAAACAAAAACAUUUUCAGAUGACAUGUCAAAAGUAUCACCAUUUCCAUAAUAAUUUGAUUGUGUACAGAGUGUUGUUUCAUGCAGAAUUGACCAGGAUCUUCAAAAAUUACUGAUCUGAUCCACAUCUGUCCUCUGUCAGCAUGUCUUACAGCUGCUUGUGAGCAUUAGUCAGUUUGCUUUUACUGUAACGCAAGAAUCUUCCUUGUUCACUGGUUCAGCCCUUAUUCAGGCCUCAGGUUCAGUUUUAACAGCGCUACUGUGAACUGACAAAUGAAAUGGUGUUGGUCAUUGUGCGGUGGCAUGCCCAUUGUGUCACUUUGCACUCAAGAGUACUCUGUUUUGGUCAGGCAUCUUCUGAUUGGUUUGAAUUUGUUAAAAUCAAUUCUUAAUCAUUCUGCAUUUGAUGCAGCAUAUAAAACUGUAAAAUGAACAGAUGUUACUUCACCCCGAUGAUUCCCUCACACUCCUGUUUUAACAUUUCACUUGAUUUUUGUAAAAGAAGCUGAUUCAAAAUGCCUGCAGUUUUGUUGCCUGCGAGAUUGAAAAUAUAUGUCAUUAUAAAUGGUAAAUUAAUAAAAAAUAAAAUUCUA
Scophthalmus maximus (turbot) is the source of this 5708-nucleotide messenger RNA. Its product is annotated as aconitate hydratase, mitochondrial-like. Bases 58 to 2403 code for a protein of 781 amino acids. The record is from RefSeq and is a predicted model, not a curated record. NCBI's taxonomy places the organism in Eukaryota, Metazoa, Chordata, Actinopteri, Pleuronectiformes, Scophthalmidae. Gene Ontology annotation, cellular component: mitochondrion; cytosol. Gene Ontology annotation, biological process: tricarboxylic acid cycle. The transcript has 18 exons. Gene Ontology annotation, molecular function: aconitate hydratase activity; 4 iron, 4 sulfur cluster binding.